Messenger RNA from Epithele typhae, 2868 nucleotides. RefSeq lists its product as uncharacterized. The record is from RefSeq and is a predicted model, not a curated record. Lineage: Eukaryota; Fungi; Basidiomycota; Agaricomycetes; Polyporales; Epitheliaceae. The coding region runs from base 1 to 2868 and encodes 955 amino acids. The transcript has 18 exons.
AUGGCUGACGACGGCUGGGCAGGUCGUAGUCUCCAGGAGGCGACCCACCGGUCGACCGUCCACUGGCAGGACGACCUCCAAGCCCUCUUCGACCACGCAAAGGAUCGCUUCGCGGACGUCGUCUGGGAGCUCUCGUCCGACAACGGCAAGGGUGUCGAGGAAGUCUGGGGCCACAAAGCCGUCGUCUACGCCCGUGCCCCGCCCUCUUUCCAGGCCCGCUACUUCUCCUUCAAGCCCCCGCCCGCCGCCUCCCCGCUCCCGUAUUCCUCUUCUCCGACGGGCACGCUCCCCGCCCAGUCUUCCCUCUCCUUGACGCUUGGCAUCGACUUUUCCGACCCCUCUCGCUCUCCGUCUCCUUACCGCGCACCGUCCCCCUCGCACAACUCGCCCCCCGGCGCCCUCCUCCGCCUCCCCACCAGCAUCAACCCCGCCCUCUUUUCGAACGAGCUCGAGUACCUCUACACCGGCAAGGGUCUCGGACAGGCCUUCGAGUUUCUCUUCGACUCCAACGAGGCCUCCGAAGAGGGCGAUGGCGACGACGCCCGCCUCGACAAGCUCCGCAAGGACCUUGUCUUCAUGUGGAGGUCCCGGCUCUACUCCGACAUCCGCAUCUCCCUCACCGGCUCCUUCUCGUCCACGAACCACGAGAGUGCGACCGCCAUCUUCACCUCCCACCGCUUCAUCCUCGUCUCUCGCUGCCCCUACUUCAACACCCAGCUCCUCCAAUGGUCCACCAAGUCCACUCCCGGCGAGCCUUUCACCACCGCGUUCCACAUCAUGCGUUCGGCCUCCUACCUCUCUCUCGACACUCUCUACGACGAAAUCCAGGCGCGCAUCGUCCAGGAGAUGAUGCACGGGCUCUGUCACGCUUUCCUCGAGUUCUCCGAAUACGAAGCUACCACAGGCGGCAAGUGGGGCACCGGGGGCUGUCGCUGCCGCCAAUGCGCCCGCCGUGCCCCCCGCAUCCUCGAGUUUGCCAUCUCCGACGAUGUCAAGAACCCCCACCUGGAGCGCGGCGCCCGUCGUGCGCUCGUCGGUCUCUUCGGCGAGGGCUGGUGCAUCUCCGAGUUCGCCAGGUCUCAGCAAGCGCACCACUCCAUCAAUGUCUUCCCGCUCCUCAAGGCCGCCCACGACGCCCUCCGGAAGCUUGAUACCGUGAUCGACACCUGGGGCGAAUCCGUCCGCGACAUGGUUCUCUCGGCGCGCAAGACCAUCGAUAACGUCGCGGCCACACAAGCGGCCGAGUGCUUCGAGCAGCCGGAAUGGGUUACUAUCAUGGAGGCCGACGGUGUCAGGUUCGAGGACGGAGAGGUUGUCGAGAUGUUCCUGGAGUCCCUCCGCAGGGGUCUGAAUGAUAAGAAUGCGGCCAUGGCGUACCAGACCAUCGUCGACUCCGUGCUGCUGCGACCUCAUCCUGCGGACCCUGAGGCUGCGUUGCUUUCGUCGACUUCCCAUGUGCGGGUCCAGGUGGAGCAGGCCCGCAAGGAUAUCGUUCAGUUCCUCAAGAAGCGUUUUGCUACCAUCAAACACGAAAAUGGAUUCUCUGGAUUGGAACCUUGGGCUGCAGGGGAAAUCGCCAACGAACUCGGUGUCCAAGAUCCUGCGGAUCUCACCAAUCCCUCGGCCCCUUCACCUCCACGUGGUGGACGACUUACAGUCCGAAACGGCCCAGUAUCAAACGACUCGGACACCGUCAAUACGCAUUCAACGGCCUCCAGAACGACGACGGCGACUUUCCCCCGACGCCUUACCCCUGCGCUUUCGCGCUCAAGUAUCACCGACACCAACAGGGCACGAUCACCUCUCUCUCCUAGCCCGGGGACGCUACCAAGGAGCAGUAUGUCCACUGCCACUUCAUCGACGACACCCGAGAGGUAUCCGCGCCCGAAAUCUGUGGCCGCCUCCGUCAAAUCCACUCGUCCUGCCGCCGGUCCCUCUGGCCUCCGCACUCCAUCGGGCUCGACUCGCGCGCCAUCCCGAACCCCUUCCCGCGCUCCCUCGCGUGCGACUUCCACCGUGUCGACCACAAGCGAAAAUACUACUGCGUUUGAGACUGCGCCCGUAGGACGCGUAAGGAAGACCUCCGCGGCCUCGCGGGCUCCUGGCCCUUCUGCUUCUCGCAGCCCCAAGCGUCCCCCGUCGGACAAGCCCGUGGAUUCACGAACUGCAUCGUCGACGUCGGUCUCAUCAGUCAAGUCCACGACUACGAACGCGACGCGCAAGUCGGCUGCGAAGUCCACAACACCCACCCCUCCCUUGCCGAAGCCCGCUGGGGAAACGAAAGCGAACGGAAAGGGCCCCGAGUCGGCGACCGGCGAAGCUGGCGGGACUGCUAAGGGCAAGUCCGCCCGCCCGGCCAUCUCGCACGAGAAGCAGGAGAGCGUGGUCUCUACGAGCAGCGUCUCGACCGGCUCCACGGACACAAUCCGCGAGGGCGCGGCAGCAAAGGUGCCGCGGGGCGACACGCUCGAGAUCGGCAUCCCGUGCAUCAUCUCAUCGAAGCGGACCCGCUUCCGCGCGCUUGCGCGGUACAUCGGUGAGGUCGAGGGCGAGGUCGGGCCGUGGGUCGGGGUGGAGGUACCAAUGAACGACGCGUGGCCGGGGGACAAGCUCGACGGCCGACAGUGGCACGACGGCACCUGGGGCGGCGUCCGGUACUUCGACAUCGGCUCGUCGUCGGAGAACGAGUGGGCGGGGAGUUCGAGCAAGAGCAGCCUGGGCAAGCGCGAGGGCGACCAGCUGAGCAUCGAGCGGUCGAAGAGGCUGAGGAGCGUGUCGCCCGCGGUGUCGGACAUGUCGACGUCCGAGUCGCGGGGGCUGUUCGUGCGGCCGCAGCAGGUGCUGUAUGUCGUGGACGCGGUGGUCUGA